This is a messenger RNA of Tigriopus californicus, 306 nucleotides long. Its product is annotated as NEDD8-like. Gene Ontology annotation, cellular component: cytoplasm; nucleus. NCBI's taxonomy places the organism in Eukaryota, Metazoa, Arthropoda, Copepoda, Harpacticoida, Harpacticidae. The transcript has 2 exons. Gene Ontology annotation, molecular function: ubiquitin protein ligase binding; protein tag activity. The coding region runs from base 1 to 306 and encodes 101 amino acids. Gene Ontology annotation, biological process: protein neddylation; modification-dependent protein catabolic process; regulation of proteolysis. The record is from RefSeq and is a predicted model, not a curated record.
AUGAUUCCGUUGCGUGGCUUGAAAAGACCCCAAUCCGAGGAAGAAUCGUGGAAAAUCUUGUCCACCCCAAAGGUGAAAACCUUGACUGGUAAAGAGAUUGAGAUCGACAUCGAGCCCACUGACAAGGUUGAACGAUACAAGGAGCGUGUUGAAGAGAAAGAAGGCAUCCCUCCCCCACAACAGCGACUCAUUUUCUCCGGUAAGCAGAUGAACGACGAAAAGACGGCGGCUGAUUACAAAGUCCAAGGCGGUUCCGUACUUCAUCUGGUUUUGGCUCUUCGAGGCGGAAGAACAGCUAUGUGCUGA